CUCUACUUCACCCAAGCAUAAAAUGCUCCCCAUUUUUUGUUUAAUAUGCGUGAUUAUGUCGGAUCCAUAAACCAUCGGUCACUGGGUUGCUUUCCCCGCCAGUAUCUUUUCUCCGUGGCACGCCUCCUGUUUGGUUCCCGAGAAACUGGGGAAAAUUUGCCGGCAGGACUCGGGAGAAAGGUGAAAACAAUAAAUGACGGGAGCCGAAAGAAAUAGAAAAAAAGCAACAUAUUUUUUAAUACUUCUGCUUUCCUCUCCGAGCAAUAAACAGAGGAAACCUCUCAUUUCUAUCCUGACAACUUGAAGAAGUUCGAUUUUAUUCUCGGAGAGUGAACUUAAAAUGGCGAUUUCGUCAAUUCGUUUCUUACACUGUUUGAGGCCUUGUAAUGUGGCCUCUAGUGCGAUUGUGAGUUCGUAUGUAUCACAUACCCUGUCCUUCGUAGCUUCCAUGAGUAGAUUUCACAGCUCCUCAUCGGAAUGUAGUUUUUGUUGUUUUAGCGGUGGUCUCGUGUCGUGCGGUGCUCGGUCUCGAAACUUUGCUAGGGUGAGAGACAGAGUACACAGAACUGAGGAUGAUCCUAUUCUUGGUGAUUCUAUGGAUGAUAUUGAAGGCAAGAAGGAUGCAGACAUAAGUCUUCAGGUGCAAGAGCGUGAUUUUACUGGCACAGCUUAUGUUCCCGUUUACGUGAUGUUACCUCUGGGUGUCAUCGACAUGAACUGUGAGUUGGUUGAUCCUGAAGGUCUUCAAAAUGAGUUAAAGACCUUGAAAUCAGCUAAUGUUGAUGGUGUUAUGGUUGAUUGCUGGUGGGGAAUAGUAGAGGGUAAUGCUCCACAGCUAUAUAACUGGAGUGGGUACAAGAAACUCUUUCAGAUUGUGCGUGAACAUAAGCUUAAGUUGCAGGUUGUUAUGUCAUUUCAUAAAUGUGGAGGCAAUGUUGGCGACGAUGUACAUAUUCCUCUUCCAAAAUGGGUGACAGAAAUUGGUCAGACCAAUCCUGACAUAUAUUUUACAGAUAGAGAAGGAAGACGGAAUACUGAAUGCCUCACAUGGGGGAUUGAUAAAGAACGGGUUUUGAAAGGCAGGACUGCUGUUGAGGCUUACUUUGACUAUAUGAGAAGCUUUCGCGUAGAAUUUGAUGAGUUUUUUGAGGCUGGAAUCAUCUCCGAGAUUGAAGUUGGAUUAGGUCCAUGUGGAGAGCUACGUUAUCCCUCAUAUCCUGCAGAGCAUGGAUGGAAAUAUCCUGGUAUCGGUGAAUUCCAGUGUUAUGAUAAGUACUUAAUGAAGAGUCUGAGCAAAGCAGCGGAAUUGAGGGGACACUUAUUUUGGGCUAAGUGUCCAAAUAAUGCAGGUUCUUAUAAUUCUGCACCAUAUGAGACCAGGUUUUUCUGUGAUGGAGGUGAUUAUGAUAGCUACUAUGGCAGAUUCUUUCUAAAUUGGUAUUCUCGAGUUCUGAUUGAUCAUGGUGAUCGUGUACUUGCUCUGGCCAAUUUAGCUUUUGAAGGCACUUGCAUUUCUGCAAAGAUAUCAGGUAUUCAUUGGUGGUACAAAACAGCUAGUCAUGCUGCUGAAUUGACUGCUGGUUUCUACAACCCUUCAAAUCGUGAUGGCUAUGCUCCAAUUGCAGCAAUGUUGAGUAAGCAUGGUGUGGGUCUCAACUUCACAUGCGUUGAAAUGCGCACAUUGGAUCAAAAUGAGGAUUUUCCAGAGGCACUGGCAGAUCCUGAGGGGUUAGUUUGGCAGGUACUCAAUGCUGCAUGGGAUGCUUGCAUACCGGUUGCCAGUGAGAAUGCUCUUCCUUGCUAUGACAGAGAGGGUUAUAACAAGAUAUUAGAAAAUGCCAAGCCACGGCAUGAUCCAGAUGGCAGGCAUUUAUCAGUUUUUACCUAUCUCAGGCUCAGCCCUGCUCUAAUGGAGAGACAUAAUUUCAUUGAGUUUGAACGAUUUGUCAAGAGAAUGCAUGGGGAAGCAGUCAAGUAGCCAAUCUAAUUUGAACGGUGGUCGUGCAAAACUCCAGCUGAUGUAUGAAUUCAGGGCUUGCUGCCUGUGAGCUAAACAUUCAUACACGAUAACUUAUGUUAAACUUUACUCUUGUUUGUUUGUACAAUUCGGUGUAAGAUGACAGUGAGGUAAAUACAUUUCAUUAUAAUGAGGCAGUUAUACAAUGUACAUGUAAUUUAUGGUCUUUUUUUCUUGAUGGAUUAUAGAAAGGGUUUAUAUAGAAGCUGUGAGCAUUUCUAUUUCUGUUA
Messenger RNA from Manihot esculenta (cassava), 2247 nucleotides. RefSeq names its product beta-amylase 2, chloroplastic. The transcript has 9 exons. Bases 341 to 1978 code for a protein of 545 amino acids. The record is from RefSeq and is a predicted model, not a curated record. Gene Ontology annotation, molecular function: beta-amylase activity. Gene Ontology annotation, biological process: polysaccharide catabolic process. Lineage: Eukaryota; Viridiplantae; Streptophyta; Magnoliopsida; Malpighiales; Euphorbiaceae.